Molecule: messenger RNA, 1298 nt
Organism: Sinocyclocheilus grahami
Lineage: Eukaryota; Metazoa; Chordata; Actinopteri; Cypriniformes; Cyprinidae
Gene: nfybb
Product: nuclear transcription factor Y, beta b
Exons: 7
Coding region: 231-851 (206 amino acids)
Biological process (GO): regulation of transcription by RNA polymerase II
Cellular component (GO): nucleus; CCAAT-binding factor complex
Molecular function (GO): DNA-binding transcription activator activity, RNA polymerase II-specific; protein heterodimerization activity; RNA polymerase II cis-regulatory region sequence-specific DNA binding
Source: RefSeq, a predicted model, not a curated record
UUGAGGGGAGUUUGUGUGUUAAUCUUUUUUAAAUGAAAAAUGUAUGUUUAUGUGAUUCACUGGCAGAUGACAAUUAUGAACGUUUAUUACUGAAUAAAAUAAAGGUUAAAUUCUAUAUAUACUGGUGGCUUAAUAAUUGUACGUCUGUGGUGAUGAAAUGUGUCGAUUUUGCGUGCCCACAUACGUUUAUACAAGUAUAGUAGAGCACUGUGGCCAUAAAUGCUGUCUAGAUGGACGGAGACAGUUCAACCACAGAUGCCUCCCAACUUGGCAUAACAGGAGAAUAUAUGGCUGGUAGUCACUUUGUUCUAGCUCAAGCUCAAGAUGAUGAAGGUGAUGAGGGUCUCAAUGACCACGAGGAUGGGGAUGGAAGCAAAGAUAACCUACGUGAGCAAGACAUCUAUCUCCCCAUUGCCAACGUUGCUCGAAUCAUGAAAAAUGCAAUCCCACAAACUGGAAAAAUAGCAAAGGACGCCAAGGAGUGUGUGCAGGAGUGUGUGAGCGAGUUCAUCAGCUUCAUCACUUCAGAAGCCAGCGAGAGAUGCCAUCAGGAGAAACGCAAGACCAUAAACGGCGAAGACAUCCUGUUUGCAAUGUCCACGCUGGGUUUCGACAUGUAUGUGGAGCCUCUGAAGCUCUACCUGCAGAAAUUCAGAGAGGCCAUGAAAGGAGAGAAAGGCAUAAGCACUGUAACUGUAACUGAAGGCAUGGGAGAGGAGCUGACCGACGAGACUUUCACAAAUCCACUACCUGCAGGAAUCAUAACAGCUGAUGGACAGCAACAAAAUGUGAUGGUGUACACCACCUCCUAUCAGCAGAUCCCAGGCGUGCAACAGCUCCAGUUCUCCUGAAGAUGUGCAGAAAUCAACACCUAAUCAUCACGAAUCAGACCUCCACACUUCUGUUACGGAGGUCUUCAGCAGACUCUCACAGGUCACAGAGCUGGACUUCUAUGUGUGUUUAGCUUGUUUUUGUGUGUGCUCCGUGUGUCUGUGCACACACAUUAUGAUUUUACGUGACUAGUCUGUUGGGUGUUAUUUUGUUUGUUCUUCAUCACACAUUUUGGAGUUUUAUUCAUUUAAAGGUUUGGGGUAAAAGGGGUCCUGAGGGGGUUUCAAAACUAACUCACCUCUCUGUCAAAGCAAUAAAAUAGAACAAAUGUGAAUUUUCCUGCAUCUUAGUGGAAUGAGUGCUUUGCUCCUUUUUAUAUAGAUGAAAAAUCAUGUUGCAUGUGUAAUUUCAGUUUGAUGAGAUGUUAACACUUAAAAUAAAAUGUGGUCAUUUUUGUAAAUAGUUCA